Molecule: messenger RNA, 315 nt
Organism: Penicillium daleae
Lineage: Eukaryota; Fungi; Ascomycota; Eurotiomycetes; Eurotiales; Aspergillaceae
Exons: 3
Coding region: 1-315 (104 amino acids)
Source: RefSeq, a predicted model, not a curated record
AUGAAGUCCCUCACGAUUCUCCCCCUUAUCCUCUCCUUGGGCUACUGCAUUACGCCCAACUCGAUCUCAAAUCAGAAGUCAGACAAUUUCUACGGUAAUGAUCUUAUCAUCGCCGCUUCAGACGAGGGCGCAGAGACCUACUAUGGAUACAAAGUUCCAAGUGGAGAGUGUGAAAAUCUCACAGACCAACCCGACUCCGACUGUUCGGGGCGGCAGGUCGUCUCUGUGUCCAGCUGCUACAACAACACAUACAACGAGGAUGUUAUCACUGUUCCGUCUUUCAUUUGCUACUCUAGCGAUGACCUUGACUGCUAA